Eruca vesicaria subsp. sativa (arugula) is the source of this 2147-nucleotide messenger RNA. The record is from the annotation of a GenBank genome assembly. NCBI's taxonomy places the organism in Eukaryota, Viridiplantae, Streptophyta, Magnoliopsida, Brassicales, Brassicaceae.
AGAGGUUAUAGUGUGAUAGACCUUUUGCGUCUCGCAUCAGCAAAUCGUUGCCGCCGCUACGCUAUUCCCUGUGCACGCAGAUUGGACUUGUCUUCUUCUUCUUCUCGCUCUACCGCCGCGGGUUUGGGGGAAGCUCGUGCGGAGAGUAAUCGCCGGAGCGGCUUCCGACCGACGGAUCCGAGUGUCUGAAAUCAGCGUGAUUUGCAGCUUCUAAACCAUUUUUCACCAUGCCGAGUCUGAGAAGUGUCUCUGCCGUUAAGCUAAUCACAUACUCUGAGGAGCUUGUGGAUGGAAAACCAUUGUAUGCUUCUUCCAACUCUCUUCCUGUGAAGGCUCUAAACCGCGAGCCUGCUGGUCAUGCCUUCCAUUCUGCUGCUCUUAAACUCCAUGGUUGUGCAGAGGAGCCCACAGACAGUGAAGGUGAUGACAAGAAAGUGGGAGAUGAUAAAGAGAAGGAAUAUGUUCCUUCAUUCAACUCAUAUUCUAACAAAGGAAAGAAGAAGUCUGGUACACAACAGCAAGACCACUAUGCCUUGUUGGGGUUGAGCAACUUGAGAUAUCUUGCAACAGAAGAUCAGAUUAGGAAAAGCUACCGUGAAGCUGCGUUGAAGCAUCAUCCCGAUAAGCUCGCUAGUCUCCUUUUGACAGAGGAGACUGAAGAAGCCAAGGAGGCGAAGAAAGAGGAGAUAGAGUCUCGCUUCAAAGCAAUUCAAGAAGCUUAUGAGGUGCUGAUGGAUCCAAUAAAGAGGAGGAUUUUUGACUCAACCGAUGAGUUUGAUGACGAGGUCCCAACGGAUUGUGCCCCACAAGACUUUUUCAAGGUGUUUGGUCCAGCUUUUAAGAGAAAUGCUAGGUGGUCUGUGAAUCAGCGUAUACCGGAUUUGGGAGAUGAGAACACAAAGCUGAAAGAUGUUGACAGGUUCUACAACUUCUGGUACGCUUUCAAGAGUUGGAGGGAGUUUCCUGAUGAAGAAGAGCAUGAUCUUGAACAAGCAGAUUCCCGUGAAGAACGGAGGUGGAUGGAGAAGGAGAAUGCAAAAACAACCGCCAAGGCUAGAAAGGAGGAACAUGCUAGGAUCCGGACUCUUGUUGACAAUGCGUAUAGAAAGGACCCUAGAAUUGUGAAAAGAAAAGAGGAAGAAAAGGCUGAGAAGCAACAGAAGAAAGACGCAAAGCUUAUGGCUAAGAAAAAGCAGGAAGAGGAAGCUGCUAUUGCUGCUGCAGAAGAGAAGAGGCGAAAAGAAGAAGAAGAAAAGCGAGCAGCAGAAUCUGCACAGCAACAAAAGAAAGCUAAGGAGAAGGAGAAGAAGCUCAUACGCAAAGAACGUAACCGUCUCAGAACCCUCUCAGCUCCUCUGGUGGCUCAGCGUCUGCUUGACAUCUCUCAGGAAGAUAUAGAGAAUCUAUGCAUGACACUUAAUAUCGAGCAGUUGCAGAAUCUAUGUGAUAAGAUGGGAAACAAAGAAGGGCUAGAGUUGGCUAAGGUGAUCAAAGAUGGGUGCAGCAACAGUAGCAGAGACCAAGAAGCCAUCUCUAAAGAAAAAGAAAGUGAGAAAACUAACGGUAGCGGCGCAGAGCGAGUUUCUUCUGUGUUAGAGAGUACUGUGAAGAAACAACCAUGGAGUAAGGAAGAGAUUGAUAUGCUGAGAAAAGGAAUGAUAAAAUAUCCAAAGGGGACAUCUCGGAGAUGGGAAGUUAUAUCAGAGUACAUCGGUACAGGAAGAUCCGUGGAAGAGAUUCUGAAAGCAACCAAGACCGUACUUCUCCAAAAACCAGAUUCUGCCAAAGCAUUUGACUCGUUCCUCGAGAAGAGGAAACCCACUGCUACAAUCGCUUCCCCUCUCUCCACAAGAGAGGAGCUCGGAGAAUCUCUACCGGCCACAGCAAAAGUUAAACCACCCUCUAAGGAGCCCAUUGUUGGUCAAAGCUCAGACAGCAACGGUGAAGCAAGUGGGAGUUCAGACACAGAUGGUUGGUCAGCUGUACAAGAGAGAGCUUUGGUUCAGGCUUUGAAGACAUUCCCUAAAGAGACAAGCCAAAGAUGGGAGAGAGUAGCUGCUGCUGUUCCUGGGAAGACGGUAAUUCAAUGCAAGAAGAAGUUUGCAGAGCUUAAGGAGAUUAUCAGAAGCAAGAAAACCGGUGUCUAA